Messenger RNA from Olea europaea var. sylvestris, 764 nucleotides. Its product is annotated as 40S ribosomal protein S4-like. Gene Ontology annotation, biological process: translation. The transcript is spliced from 2 exons. Gene Ontology annotation, cellular component: cytosolic small ribosomal subunit; ribosome. Gene Ontology annotation, molecular function: structural constituent of ribosome; RNA binding. The record is from RefSeq and is a predicted model, not a curated record. NCBI's taxonomy places the organism in Eukaryota, Viridiplantae, Streptophyta, Magnoliopsida, Lamiales, Oleaceae. The annotation marks the transcript as partial.
UAUCUCCAUGUUUAUGAACUUUUGCUAGAUGUUGUAUCUAUUCCAAAAACCAAUGAGAAUUUCCGUCUACUUUAUGAUACCAAGGGUCGAUUCCGGCUCCAUUCUGUGAGGGAUGAGGAGGCUAAGUUUAAACUUUGCAAAGUUCGAUCUGUCCAGUUUGGGAAGAAAGGCAUUCCCUAUCUCAACACCUAUGAUGGAAGGACAAUUCGCUAUCCAGACCCACUCAUCAAGGCAAAUGACACAAUCAAACUUGACCUUGAGUCAAACAAAAUUGUUGAUUUUAUCAAGUUUGAUGUUGGCAAUGUUGUGAUGGUGACCGGUGGAAGGAACAGGGGACGUGUUGGAGUGAUCAAGAGCCGUGAGAAGCACAAGGGAAGCUUUGAAACUAUCCACAUCCAGGAUGCUCUUGGUCAUGAGUUUGCUACACGUCUGGGCAAUGUGUUCACUAUUGGAAAAGGUACAAAGCCAUGGGUGUCUCUUCCAAAGGGCAAAGGUAUUAAGUUGUCCAUCAUCGAGGAGGCAAGAAAGAGGCUUGCUGUCCAAUCAGCAACAAUAGCAUAGAUAUAUACGAAUUUCUUUCAGGCAAUUCUUGAAGUAGAUUUUUACUUUCAUGCUGGCUCGAACGCUGUCCUAUUGUUAUUAUCGGACAUGUUUUGGAGAAGUUACAUUUUGUUUCCAUUUGUUAACAGUUUUGACUUAUUUAUUAUGUUCUUCGGAUUUUUUUAAUUGAUUUGGAUAUUUAUGUGACAACUUUUAUUGAUUUA